UUCAAUUGAAGAUUUUGAAUAUGCAAAGUCACUUCAUUGUUCCAGCUAAUCUUAUGCGGAUUUGAUGCAUUAUUGUUGACAGAUAGACGAAAGCGUAGAGGAAAACGCCAGCCAAGCCUUUUUAAAUGCAGCAAUAAAUGCAUUGCAAGUGUUCUCAAAGAAAAGAAGCAAAGUUUACAUAACAAAGAUUCUGUGUUUUAAAAUUGUCAAUGUUUGUGAAAAAUUCAAAUAAGUUGCAAUUUACUUCACGCGUGGAGCCGAAGAACAAACUCACGCGAGAGAGGGCCGAUUUUGGCAACUCUACUAUUUGACAAACUCAGUCAAGUGUUAAGAGCACGCGACGGACCCGCGACGCGGAUACGGCAAGCGAUAAACCCAAAGGGAGGUGUGGCCUAACUUAUACUAUUGUCAAUAUCCGUAUAAAAGAAAUUGUCCUGUCGGACACCCAUAUCAAAACUUUUACAUCUCACCUAUCGAAAAUAUUCUACCUGAGCGAUUUUGCUGGAACUAGACUUCACUCCGACACACGACUGCCACAAGAUUUCAGGUCAUCAUCCACGUUAGCAUGGAGAACGACCCAAGAAUAAUGGAGUAUCAGGUCUCAGACUUUCAGACCAUCAAUGGUCAAAUGCUAUAUCAGACUUUUGUUAACGAGCCCCCGUCCUGCAUGUUCUCUAUAUCACCCGAAUCCUCCCCCGAGGCCGGAGCAUCCCACGUGUACGACAACAAGGAGAACGUUCGACGGAUGAUGUGCAAGAGGCGUCUUGAUUUUGGUCACCAGCAAUCUGAGUACCUGGGACUGCAAAAACCACCAACUGUUGCUGUGGCGCGACGCAACGAACGAGAGAGAAACAGAGUAAAACUCAUCAACAUGACCUUUGCAACUCUGCGAGAACACAUUCCCGCUGGGGCCAAGUGCGGCAAAAGCAAGAAACUCAGCAAAGUCGACACGCUGAAGGCUGCCAUUGAUUACAUCCGGUAUCUGCAAACCCUGGUGGACGAACACGAUGCAGUGGACGCCGUCCUUGACAACAACUGUCUCCCUAAGUCCUCCCCAGGGACGGUCGCUCCUCCCUCCCCCACGGUCAGUUCCCCUCACCCCAGCACUUGCUCGGAGGCGUCACAUGAAGGUCUCAACCUCAGCACAGAGGAGGAAGAGCUUCUGGACUUCACCAACUGGUUUUAAGCCGAACAUGCGAAAGAGGCCUAAAAUCAACAUUCCAUGAUUGGAUAAAAAAUGAAAGGUGCACGCGCUUGGCGUUACGUUGCCUGCCAACGUAGCUCCGCCCCACAAGAUACGCACUAGCGACAACGCCAGGUGCAAAGGAGGUGUUACCUAUGAUUGACAGGUGGUUGAAUAGCGCAACACGAGCCUUGGGACGACACGCGAGUGAUCUUAAACAAAUAAGUCUUCCAAACGCGGAAAAAAAGAUGACAGAUGACGGUGACAGAAUUAUGCAAAUGAAAAGAGGAGAUGAAAAUAAACUUGAAUUUAUAAUUCUAUUUUAUUGAUAUAUAAUAUUGAAUAGAACUAUUUUUAUAGAAUCAAAUUUGAAUCAUGCCAUUGCUUAUUAUAUAUAUUUUAUAUACAUGAUUAUACAAGUGCUACUAUUUUAUUUAGAUAUUUUUAAUGUAUAGAGAAUUCUAUUUUAGAUUUAUGAUUUAAAAAUAAACCCAAUAUAAUGC
Ostrea edulis (European flat oyster) is the source of this 1686-nucleotide messenger RNA. RefSeq names its product achaete-scute homolog 1a-like. The record is from RefSeq and is a predicted model, not a curated record. Gene Ontology annotation, molecular function: protein dimerization activity; RNA polymerase II transcription regulatory region sequence-specific DNA binding; DNA-binding transcription factor activity, RNA polymerase II-specific. NCBI's taxonomy places the organism in Eukaryota, Metazoa, Mollusca, Bivalvia, Ostreida, Ostreidae. The transcript is spliced from 2 exons. Gene Ontology annotation, biological process: developmental process; regulation of transcription by RNA polymerase II. Bases 566 to 1186 code for a protein of 206 amino acids.